AUGCUGCGGUCCGCUGUUCGUGGUCACUACCGUCGCCGAGCGCCUGCUGCAGGAUCCCAGCAGCCGGAGGCCGCCGUCCCGCCAGACCAGCCGAAGGAUGCAACAUCCAUUGAGGGUGAGGAUGAAGAGGCCGCCGCGUUGGCGGCCUUGUGCGGAAGCGUGGGUUUGGAGAAGCUGCGGGAGGAGGGCUCCACUACCGAAGCCCUUGACUGGCGCGAGAGGAUCCGGGACCGCCGGUUGCGCGCUGGACAGGCGCCAAUGAUCACGGAAGCGAAGCCCAUGGACGUCGAUAUACAAAGACUCACAGAGCAGGCCUGGGAACUUCGUGGGCACGGCGACCGCUGUGUCGCGAAGGAUGCAGCGCAGGCCGUGCGAUACUACGAGUGGGCGAUGGAUGUCCUGCGGCCAGUGCCUAUGGAGCACGCUGGCCCCAGCAGGUGUGCACUGUUGAUGAAGCUCGCAGGCUGCCACCUGCUGCAGAAUGACCGCAGAUUUCCAGCCGAUCCCGCUCGGUGCCUGCAGUACUUGGAGCAGGUCAAGGAGAACGACGUGAACUGCAGCUGGCAGGCGGAGUCAAAGAAACUUCGUGAAGAGGCCUUGGCUUUGGGUGGGCAGCCGUCGGCACAAGGAGCAGCCAAAGUUGACGGGAGCAAGCGACAGGAGACGGCUGCUCGUGUGGCCGCUGCGCGUGGUCCAGCUGCCAGGCCAACCGGACCCUCGAGGACGACCUACUGCCUGGAGUUGAACUCCGUGCAGACCUUCAACAUGCUGGACACGGUGCUCACCGACGACCUUUUCUUCGCCAUGGAUGCCAUCAAGCAAGAUCAACUGCGGCGCAGCCGCUGA
Molecule: messenger RNA, 846 nt
Organism: Symbiodinium sp. CCMP2456
Lineage: Eukaryota; Dinophyceae; Suessiales; Symbiodiniaceae
Source: the annotation of a GenBank genome assembly